Molecule: messenger RNA, 3766 nt
Organism: Drosophila gunungcola (fruit fly)
Lineage: Eukaryota; Metazoa; Arthropoda; Insecta; Diptera; Drosophilidae
Product: importin-4
Exons: 8
Coding region: 211-3456 (1081 amino acids)
Biological process (GO): protein import into nucleus
Cellular component (GO): cytoplasm; nucleus
Molecular function (GO): nuclear import signal receptor activity; small GTPase binding
Source: RefSeq, a predicted model, not a curated record
AAAUCUUAUUUAAUAAACAAAUUUUGUAAAACAAAAUUAAGAACAAGAGCAAAACGUGCAACGCUAAACGGGCGUCCAUCCCUGGUUGGAUUUUUGCGAAUUCUCCCCGGCUUCCCAUUUCUCGAUUCCGCUCGUGCGAUUUCGGCGGUUGUGAUUAUCCCAAAUUGGAUUGGACUUGGCCAACUGGACCACACACAAACUCGUUAAAAUAUGGAGGCUGCUAUUCUGCAACUGAUUGAGGGACUCCUGAGCCCUGACAGCGACACGAUUCGCCAGUCGACUGCCGAGUUAACUAAGGCUUACGAGAAUCCCGAGACAUUGCUAUGUCUGACCAAGAUAGUGGUGACGAACGAGCAGACGCAGCUGCGCCAGUUCGCCGCCGUGCUUCUCAACAAGCGGCUCAGAAAGCUGCGCCACUGGCAGCUGGUUCCCGCUGAACAGCAGGCUGCCAUUAAGUCGAGCAUCCUGCAGGUCCUCGUCACGGAGAAGGAGAAGAACGUGAAGAACUCGGUGGCCCAGUUGAUGGGCACCUUGGUGCGUCACGAGGCGGAAAAGGGAGACGCCUGGAUGGCGGAGCUCCUCAAGUUCAUCUACGACCGCAGCAGCAGUGGCAAUCCAGAGGAGAGCGAGCUGGGCUCCUCGAUCUUCGCCAAGCUGGCGGACUCCGCUCCCGACCAGUUUGCGCUGCACAUGGAGAGCAUCUUCCAGUUGUUUGCCACCAUUCUGUCGGGCGCCGAGACCUCAGGCAAUCUGGCCACUCAAACCGUGUCGAAUAUGCUAAUCGGUACCAGCUGUCUGCUCCCGUUUGUCAGUGGGCACAGUGCCGCCGAGCAGACGGUGGUCAAGGCGAUGCCAAUGAUCAUCAAGACGCUGCACGCCUUCGCCUUAAAGGGGGAUGUACACGAGUUCAUCAGUGCCUUCGAAAUUGUGGACACGCUGGCCGAGUAUGUGCCCCAUCUGCUGACCAGCAAUGUGAAGUCGCUGCUUGAAUUUUGCCUGGUCACGGCGAGUAACGUCCAGCUCGAGGACUCGAUUCGCGUCCAGGUUAUAGCCUUCGUGGGCACCCUGGUGCGGCUCAAGAAGAAGGUGAUCGUUAAACAGAAACUGCUGGAGCCCACUCUAAACGUUAUAUUCCAAGUGAUUUGCCAGGACACCAGUGAUUGUGACGAUUACUUUUCGGGGGAGAGUCCCAACAGCCCGUCGUGCGCGGCCACACAGACCCUGGACUUAAUGGCCCUUCACAUGUCGCCGGAGAAGGUUAUUCCUCCGCUGUUGCAGCUGCUCGAGCCGGCGUUACAGAGCCCGGAUCCAGUAUCCCGGCGAUCCUCGUUCAUUUGCAUGGGUGUCAUUGCCGAAGGCUUCGCGGAGGCCAUCAGCAACAAGUAUCUGGAGGUCAUGCUGAACAUCGUCAAAGCAGGCAUCACUGAUGCCACGAUGUCGGUGCGCGUCUCCGCCUUCUUCGCCCUCGGCCAGUUCGCCGAGUACUUGCAGCCGGCCAUUUCCAAAUUUGCAUCCCAGAUUCUGCCCGUGUUAUUCGAAUAUCUGAGCCAGCUGGUUGUGGAACUCAAGAUGGGCCAGCCGGAACCGAAGCACAUGGAACGUAUGUUUUAUGCUCUGGAGGCUUUCUGCGAGAAUCUGCAGGACGACAUUGUGCAACAUUUGCCCGUACUGAUGGAUCGUCUUUUAGAGAUUCUGGAUCCCCAGAACUCGGCACGUAUUCGUGAGUUGGCCUUGUCGACCAUUGCUGCGGCGUCCAGCUCCGCAAAGGAGCACAUGAUGCCGUUCUUCCCCAGGAUCAUGACCAUACUGCAGGCCUUUCUGGUAAAGGAUUGCCCCGAGGAAAUGAACAACUUGCGCAUCGAGGCCGUCGACACUCUAGCCGCGCUCACUCGCGAAGUGGGCAAGGAAAACUUCAUUCCGCUGGCCGAUGACACAAUGAACUUCUGCCUGUUGAUGCUGGAAGACGGCCCCGAUGAUCCCGACUCCCGAAGGUCCAUCUACAACCUGAUGGGCUCUCUGUCUUUGGUGGUCAAGGAGAGCAUGGCGUCUGUGUUCCCCAAGAUUAUGGAUCGUAUAUUGGAGUCGGUGAUCUCCUCGGAGGACGUGCUGCCCAAUAUGCCGAAGAACGCCGACGGGGAUUUGAUCCUGGAUGCAGCCAAUGUGGAAAUCGAUCUGGAGCACACGGACGACGAGGACGACUCUGAGGACCUGGACGGAUACCAGGUGGAGAACGACUAUGUCAUCGAGAAGGAGGAGGCCAUAUCAGCACUCAAGGAGUUCGCCGCAAACACGGGCGUUGCCUUCGCGCCCUAUCUGCAGUCGGCGUUCGAGAACGUUUACAAAGUAAUUGAUCAUCCGCAGGAGGAGGUCCGCAAAUCGUGCGUCAGUGCCAUCUGCGGGUUUAUCAUCGCUCUCAACAAGAUGGGCGAUGCUGGGGGCGUGACGCGCGCCUGCGAGAUUGCCAUUCCGAAGUUCGCACAAAUCAUUCGCACCGACGAGGAGGUGACCGUCGUCAUCCAUCUCCUCGAUGAGCUGGCUGAUCUGCUCAAGGAAGUAAAGCUGGCGGCCAUAACUAAUCAGGAAAACGCCGAGCUGAUCUUCGGUAUCAUCAGGGACGUCUUCCUCAACAAAAUGGCCUGUCAAUUCAACGAGCAGGGUGGCGGCGAUGAGGAGGAUCUGGAGGACAGCGAGUUCAAUGAGACGCUGAUCGAGAAUGCUGCCAAUCUGCUGCCCAUGUUCGGCCAUACCCUCCAGCCGGAGACGUUCUCGCUUUAUUUCGGUCGCCUCCUCCAAUUCUAUGUGCAAAAACUGGCUAAGGCCAAGAAGCAAGACAUGCCGGAGCACCGGGCAUAUAUCUAUGGCGCUCUGGCCGACUGUUUCAAGUUGCUGCGCAAACAUACGGUCACAUAUUUUGACGUUGUGUGCCCCCUGUUCAUUGCCGGAACCAAGGACUCGGAUCCCAAGGCGAGACAGAACUCAUAUUACGCACUGGGCGAGAUUGUCAUCAGUGCCGAGGAAAAAUCAUUUGAGUCAUAUCCGGCAAUCCUCCAAGCACUUUCCGAUGCGAUUGCCAGGGAGACGAAUGAUUCCGCCAUGGACAACAUUUGUGGAGCAGUGGCGCGUCUAAUUGUCACCAACCAUUCGGCGGUUCCGCUUGGACAUGUGUUGCCCGUGUUCCUCAACCAUCUGCCGCUGAAGGAGGACGUUGUGGAGAACGAUGUUAUCCAAAAAGCGUUCCGCGUGCUCUACUUGCAGGCUCGCCCAAGUAUAGAGAACUUCCUUGGGCAGAUGUUGAUUAUCACCAUCGAGUCGCUUUACAAGAAACAGAUGACGGACGAUAAGACCAUCGAAAGCGCGCUGUGCUUCAUUAAGGAGAUUCGCGAACAUUACCCGGACAAGUUCAACGAAGUGUCUAACUCGAGUCCGGAUGUGUUCAACUAUGUCAACACCCUGUAAGAACACACAUACACAUACCAGCACACGGCUUACGACCCACAUCCCCAGCCAACAUUAAUAAUCCGAGACCUCCGCCCGCAGCCUCUGGAUUUGGAUAUGAUGCAGUUGUUGUUAGAGUUGUUUAGGUUUUAGUUUUGCGUUAGUAUGCUCUGUGGCGUUAAAACAUUUAGGAAAAGCGAUCUUUAAAAUUUAAAGUUUUAGUUUUUUCUACCAAACCGUGAAGCAACGGAAAAAUAUUUUCUAAUUUAUAGCAACACCCAGUGACACAUGAAUAUUAUGAAUAGUCUGAAAUAAAAGAAACAAUAAAGAA